AUGGCUGCGACUCGAUUCUACUCUAAGAUAUCACUGAGCACGGAGGAAGAUGACGAGAUUUUUAAGAAGGCUAGAGAGUUAGACGCACAAUUUCAGGAAUCCCAAAUUGAAGUUGACAGCCAAUGGACGUCGUAUACGGUAAAAUUGAUACCAGGUCACCCAGCUGACCGUCUAAUCGUUUUCCGUCCUCAGCAAUCGAGAAAGCUCCUAGGCUGCAUUAGGGUAUACGAAGCGGGCACCACUACCAAGAUAUGGGAUGUAUAUGACACAGAUGGUACAUUUAUAGGCAAAGUCCCGAAGGAUUGUGCGUUUGAGGCGAUGAUGGUGGAUACAAAAUCGAUUACACUGAAGGAGACUCAGAAUUGA
Messenger RNA from Talaromyces atroroseus, 366 nucleotides. RefSeq lists its product as hypothetical. The transcript has 2 exons. The record is from RefSeq and is a predicted model, not a curated record. NCBI's taxonomy places the organism in Eukaryota, Fungi, Ascomycota, Eurotiomycetes, Eurotiales, Trichocomaceae. Bases 1 to 366 code for a protein of 121 amino acids.